This is a messenger RNA of Galeopterus variegatus (Sunda flying lemur), 1968 nucleotides long. Its product is annotated as sorbin and SH3 domain-containing protein 2-like. The transcript is spliced from 4 exons. The record is from RefSeq and is a predicted model, not a curated record. NCBI's taxonomy places the organism in Eukaryota, Metazoa, Chordata, Mammalia, Dermoptera, Cynocephalidae.
AUGAAAUUUUGCCAUGACAAAAAUUUUCAUGGAACUGUUGAUCUAUCUUAACAGGCCUCCUUGUAUCAGUCCUCUAUAGACAGAAGCCUGGAAAGACCCAGUAGUUCUGCAAGCAUGGCCAGUGACUUUAGGAAGCGGAGGAAGAGUGAGCCUGCAGUGGGUCCGCCCAGGAGUUUGGGGGAUCAAAGUGUAAGCAGGACUAGCCCAGGCCGAGCAGACCUCCCAGGAUCAAGCACCACCCUUGCAAAGUCUUUCAUUAGUUCCUCCCCUUCUUCCCCAUCGAGAGCAAAAGGUGGGGAUGAUAGCAAAAUGUGUCAGUCCCUUUGCAGUUACUCAGGGUUCAACGGCAACCCUUCCAGUGAGGUAGAUUGCUGUAGCACUUAUAGACAGCAUUUGGACGUCCCCCGGGACUCACAGAGGGCCAUUACUUUCAAGAACGGCUGGCAAAUGGCCCGGCAAAAUGCAGAGAUCUGGAGCAGCACUGAAGAAACAGUUUCCCCCAAAAUCAAAUCCCGUAGCUGUGAUGAUCUCCUCAAUGAUGACUGCGAUAGCUUACCUGACCCAAAAACCAAGUCAGAAAGCAUGGGCUCCCUGUUAUGUGAAGAGGACUCCAAAGACAGCUGCCCCGUCACGUGGGCUUCCCCCUACAUCCAGGAGGUUCGCAGCAAUGGCAGAUCAAGGAUCAGACACAGGGCCCACAACGCCCCAGGCUUCCUAAAAAUGUACAAGAAAAUGCACCACAUUAACCGCAAGGAUCUGAUGAAUUCAGAGGUGAUUUGUUCCGUAAAGUCGAGAAUAAUGCAAUAUGAAAAAGAGCAGCAGCACAAGCGGCUGCUUCACGGGUGGAGCCAGUCCUCCACGGAGGAGGUGCCCAGGGACAUGGUCCCCACCCGCAUUUCUGAAUUUGAAAAGUUGAUUCAAAAGUCCAAAUCCAUGCCAAAUUUAGGAGAUGAAAUGUUAUCUCCCAUAACUCUAGAACCACAACAAAAUGGUUUAUGUCCCAAGAGGCGAUUUUCCAUUGAGUCUUUGCUGGAGGAGGAAAAUCAAAGCAGACAUCCUUCUCAGGUACAAAGAAGCUGCACGUCUAAAACCNUGGUGCCAAUUCAGAUUGAGGUCACCAGUGAAGAGCAACCGAGAACUCAUACGGAAUUUUCCGACAGUGACCAAGAUGGAGUUGUGUCUGACCACAGUGACUACAUUCAUGUGGAAGGGUCAUCCUUUUGCAGUGAAAGUGACUUUGAUCACUUUUCUUUCACAUCUUCUGAAAGCUUUUAUGGAUCCAGCCACCAUCACCACCACCAUCACCACCACCACCAUCACCGGCACCUCAUCAGUUCCUGCAAAGGCAGAUGCCCUGCCUCCUACACUCGAUUUACCACAAUGUUGAAACAUGAAAGAGCAAAACAUGAAAAUCUUGAAGAACCCAGAAGGCAAGAAAUGGACCCUGGCCUUUCCAAACUUGCAUUUCUAGUCAGUCCUGUGCCUUUCCGGAGGAAAAAAAAUUCAACUCCCAAAAAACAGACUGAAAAGGCAAAAUGUAAAACAUCUGUAUUUGAGGCCCUGGACUCUGCCCUCAAAGAUAUUUGUGACCAAAUUAAAGCUGAAAAGAGAAGGGGAAGUUUGCCAGACAACAGUAUAUUGCACCGUCUUAUCAGUGAACUGCUGCCAGAUAUUCCUGAAAGGCAUUCAUCCCUUAAUGCUGUAAAAAGGAGCCCCAUGCACCAACCUUUCCACCCACUGCCUCAAGACGGUGCUAUUCAUUGCCCAUUGUACCAGCAUGAAUGUGAGAGAAUGCCUCACAGUGCCUCCUCCCAGGACGUGGCCACAACCAACGACAACUACCACCACCAAGACCAUGAUAGUGCACUGACUCUCCAAGGUGGACGAACUUUUCUUUCUUUUUGCCUGUGGUUCAGAUACCCACCCUCCAGCUCUUUCAUUUCCAUUCCUACAUCUCGUCCUUCCUGA